UUUUAUACAGAAAAAAUACACUAAACGCCUAAUCUUGAAAUGCUUCUUCCUCAUAUUUCAACAUCCUCGCCGUCGGCGGCUCUCGUCAUUGCCGGCGGCUGCAUCCGACGUGGUAUGCAUAUUUACAAAAUCUCAGCAUCUUCUCAUGGCCAAUCUCCCAAACCUCUGAGAUAUGCUGUGCUUGGUGCUGGCUUUGCUGGUUUGUCUGUCACUUGGCACUUACUACAACAUACUUCUAAGGAAUCCCAUGUCUGCAUCGACAUUUACGAUGAUGUUGGAAUUGGUGGUGGUGCUUCUGGAGUUUCUGGAGGACUCCUGCACCCGUAUUCGCCUAAAGUUAAACCUCUUUGGCGGAGCAUGGAGUGUUGGGAAGAAAGCUUGAAGCUUUUAAGCAUUGCUGAAGCGGCGGUGGAACCUAAUAAGUUGAAUGGUGGAAGUCAAGGAUUGGGUGGUCAUGAUUCGGACGAUUUCAUAGUCAGGAGAAGAGGUAUUGUAAGACCAGCUGCCAGUCUGAAGAAUUUGGAUCUAAUGAAUGAAAAUGCUCAGAACUGCCUUGCCGGUUGCAGAAUAGAGUCCGUUGAUAAGGAGGCUGCUGAAAGACUAGUGCCCAAUUUAUCUGUGCCUUGCAAUUUGGCAUUCUAUAUGCCUGAAGCUGUCAAUGUUCAUCCUCAACGAUAUCUUGAGGCCUUAUAUUCUGCUUGUCAAGAUCUGGUGAAAGACACGUCUGUUUCAGACUUACACAGAAAAGAGCUAAACUUGCACAAAAAAACUGUUAAUAAUCUCCUUGAACUAUCAGGUGAAUAUGACUCGGUGAUUGUUUGUAUGGGGGCCAGAGCAGCUUCCCUGCCUGAGUUGUCCGAGAGGCUUCCCUUGAGGACUUGUAGAGGUGUCAUUGCUCACCUGCAGCUUCCAGAUGAUAUUAGAGAAAGUUAUCCACAACAUGGUCCUUCAAUCUUGUCAGAUGCAUGGCUUGCUAUACACGGCCCUCGUGAUAUACGUCUGGGCUCAACAUGGGAAUGGAAGUCAAAAAAUUAUUCCCAAAAUGUCACAGUUGAGGAAGCUUUAAAAGCUCUUGAAGAGCUCCUGCCAAAAGCAUCAGCCAUAUAUCCAGGGAUUAAAAACUGGGAUUACAUUGCCGCAAAGGCAGGUCUCAGGGCAAUGCCACCACUUACAUCUCAUGGGUCACUUCCGCUUUUAGGUUGUAUAGAUGAAUAUUUGAAAGGAAAACAGACAUGUAAGUUCUGGUUGUUUACAGGGUUAGGUUCAAGGGGUCUGCUCUAUCAUGCUUGGCUUGGGAAAUUGAUAGCACAAGCAGUGGUUUCUUCUAAUGAAGAUGUAAUUCCUUCUGAACUUAUUGCUUGGAAAAGUAGAAUGAAAUAAAUAGACGACAGAAGCUUAUUUGUUU
Molecule: messenger RNA, 1405 nt
Organism: Daucus carota subsp. sativus
Lineage: Eukaryota; Viridiplantae; Streptophyta; Magnoliopsida; Apiales; Apiaceae
Exons: 9
Coding region: 40-1380 (446 amino acids)
Cellular component (GO): cytoplasm
Molecular function (GO): oxidoreductase activity
Source: RefSeq, a predicted model, not a curated record